Lichtheimia ornata is the source of this 1977-nucleotide messenger RNA. RefSeq lists its product as uncharacterized. The coding region runs from base 1 to 1977 and encodes 658 amino acids. Lineage: Eukaryota; Fungi; Mucoromycota; Mucoromycetes; Mucorales; Lichtheimiaceae. The transcript is spliced from 3 exons. The record is from RefSeq and is a predicted model, not a curated record. Gene Ontology annotation, molecular function: protein binding.
AUGUCGGAUUACUCUGAUCGUUCAGACCUUUCAGACGAUGACACCAAACAACAGCAAGCUGAAAGUAGUGCUUCAGCAAGCGCUUCUGCUCCAAGAAUCAAACUGAAACUACGUCUCAAUGCGACAGCAUCUUCAGCGUCCACCGUUAAUGUUCCACCACCUCCAGCUGAUUCCGACGACGAUAGCAGCCAUCGCAAAAAGAAGAAGCACAAGAGCAAGGAUAAGAAGAAGCGUUCUCACAAGAAGCGUAAAAAGAGAAGCCAAGGCACGGAUGAUGAUGAUAACAGCAGCCUUACGCACCAUUAUGAUAUGGAUAGCGAUGUAUACAACCACCGAUCAAACACCAGCGACCUUGAAACAAUGGAUGAUCAACAACAACAACAACACGCCUAUUAUGGUGGCAAACGACCUUUUUCAAUGAUCCAAGAAGAGGAAGAGAACGACAACAACAACAACAAUGACAAUGAUCACGAUGAUUAUCAUGGUGGCAACAUGGAAGAGGAUAUGUAUCCACAGCAACACACGAGCACAGUACAUCCAACCGAUUAUCAUAUGGCAACCGAAACGCAUGAUGAGCAUGGAUACGUAAAGACUGAAUCAAUGGAUCACGUGAUACAUCCUACCAGCACAUCCAAUGGACGACACAAAAAGAGCAGGACGCUAUCAAACGCAUCAUCAACAACCAAAGCUGCGCCAAAGAAACGAGGACGACCAGCAAAGAAUAAGACACAACCCAAGCCUGAACCACGUAUUGUUGAUCAGCCCAAGAAAGAUUUGAAGACUGUAUGCAGCAAGCUUCUUGAUUCAUUUAUAAAGAAAGAUUCAUAUGGCAUCUUCCAUUAUCCUGUGGAUACCACACUUGUUCAGGACUAUUUGGAUAUCAUCAAGAACCCAAUGGAUUUUUCUACCAUGAGCCAAAAGCUUGAGAAUGGCAGCUAUGAAGAUUUGGAAAGCUUUAAGCAAGAUGUGCUGCUUAUCACUAGAAACUCUCGCACCUACAAUGCACCACACACAAUCUACGCCAAGCAAGCCGACCGAAUUGAAGAUUAUGCCAUCAAAGCGAUCGACAAAGCCGCAAAGACAAUCGUUUAUGGCUCACCCCAGCAACAAGACAACACAACACCUUAUACAGAGCAACAUGGUUGGUCACCACGACGAUUAUCCAGCGUAUCAGUAUCACGCAAGGACUCGAAUGUAAAGAUGGAAGAAGAAGUGGAUAUCCUUGGACUCGAUAAUACCAGCAGCUAUUCAGCAGCAGCACCUUCACGGAAAGCAAGUCGACCUAUGCUUGACGAUGUGGGCAGUUCAAGAGCAGUGACGCCAACCAAGAGCAGCAGCACAACCAAAAAGAAAAAGAAAAAGGUGACGGAUGCCGGGGUUGUUUAUAGCCCUGAUGGAUCUUUGGUGUCGAUUGGUGGAGCGGACGUCUCGAUGCUUAUCCCACAAGAGCGCCACUUUGCAUAUUUACCUGAGAUUACGACCACAAACUUACAAGCUUUACCCUCCGCUUUCUUCACCAAUCGUAACACAUAUGACGAAUGGUCGAGCAACAAGCAUUUCAUCCAUCCUGCCAACUUUUGUGACUAUGGUGCAUUCACAGCGCUAGGCCAAGAGACACCAGGUGCAUUCUAUACAGCACAAGAUGCUUGUUACAUUUAUCCAUUGUAUGGCGAUGAUCGAGGCGAGGCAUACAUUCGUAGCUUAUGGGACUUUGUGGAUGAUCUGGAUUUGAAGGACGUGGUGGAUCAAAAAACACGACAAUUGACUCGAGGCGCUUGGGAUGUUUUGAAACAAGCCUUGAAGGGUCCAGAAAAUGGGUCUGAUGUUGAUACCGAGUUUGGCACAAUUCACGCCGCUGACUACAAACAAGCUUACGACAAUGUGAUGGAAGAUAGUAAAGCUGCACCUUCAUCUUCUUCUACUACUACUACGACUACCCCUACUCCUGCUCCUGCUGCUGCUUCAUCCUCACAAUAA